AUGAGUAAUCUUUUCAAGGGUUCGCCGUACAGACGGCGCCGAGACCUGGAGUCUGGUAGCCGCUCUGCUGACUUGGACCGCGACCUCGAUGACUACGAGUCUUCCAGUCCUUUCAACAUUACCAGUACCAAAAAUGCUUCUGUUGAGCGUCUCCGCCGUUGGAGGCAAGCUGCACUCGUGCUCAAUGCUUCUCGCCGAUUCCGGUAUACCCUAGACUUGAAGAAGGAAGAAGAGAAGAAGCAGAUAUUAAGAAAGAUCAGGGCACAUGCACAGGCUAUUCGGGCUGCAUACCUUUUCAAGGAAGCUGGACUCCGAGUAAAUGGAACAACGGACCCACAGAAAACCUCAGGCGGGGAUUUUGCAGUUUCCCAAGAACAACUUACCACGGUGACAAGGGAUCAUAAUAUUACUGCUCUGCAGGAACUUGGUGGUGUUAAAGGGCUUGCAGAGGCCCUGAAAACGAGUCCGGAGAAAGGAAUUCUUGGAGAUGAUUCCGAUUUAGUGAAACGAAAGAAUGUGUUUGGCUCUAAUACGUAUCCUCAAAAGAAGGGAAGAAGCUUUUGGAUGUUUCUUUGGGAAGCUUGGCAAGAUUUGACCUUAAUCAUAUUGAUGGUAGCUGCAGCUGCUUCUUUGGCCCUUGGCAUAAAAACAGAGGGUAUCAAGGAAGGCUGGUACGAUGGUGUCAGCAUUGCCUUUGCUGUUCUUCUCGUAAUUGUUGUAACUGCUAUAAGUGAUUAUAGACAGUCCCUGCAAUUCCAAAAUUUGAAUGAGGAGAAGAGAAACAUACAUUUGGAGGUUAUCAGAGGUGGAAGAAGAGUUGAGGUUUCCAUAUAUGACAUUGUUGUUGGUGAUGUCAUACCGCUCAACAUUGGUGACCAGGUUCCUGCUGAUGGAAUUUUAAUUACUGGCCAUUCGCUUUCUAUUGAUGAAUCCAGCAUGACUGGAGAGAGCAAGAUUGUGCACAAGAGUACUUCAGAACCAUUUCUCAUGUCUGGCUGUAAGGUAGCAGAUGGCAGCGGCACUAUGCUGGUGACGGGUGUUGGAAUCAAUACUGAGUGGGGGUUGCUUAUGGCAAGCAUUUCUGAAGAUACGGGUGAAGAAACGCCAUUGCAGGUGCGUCUGAAUGGCGUGGCUACUUUUAUUGGCAUUGUUGGACUUUCAGUAGCUGUUCUUGUCCUGGUUGUCCUGAUUAUCAGGUACUUUACUGGUCACACUAAAAAUCCUGAUGGAAGUAUCCAGUUUAAAGCAGGCCGGACAAGUGCUAGCGCUGCUGUAGAUGGAGCUAUCAAAAUCUUCACUGUUGCGGUUACAAUUGUCGUAGUUGCUGUACCUGAAGGGUUGCCCCUAGCUGUUACUUUAACUCUCGCCUACUCAAUGAGGAAAAUGAUGAGAGACAAAGCCUUAGUUCGUAGGCUUUCUGCUUGUGAAACCAUGGGCUCUGCCACAACUAUUUGUAGUGACAAAACUGGUACCUUAACUUUGAAUGAGAUGACUGUGGUUGAUGCUUAUGUUGGAGGUCAAAAGCUUGAUCCUCCAGACAACAAGGCUCGGUUGUCUGGUGUCCUUUCUUCUCUACUCAUUCAAGGUGUUGCACAAAAUACGAACGGAAGUGUUUUUGUACCUGAGGGUGGAGGAGAUGUCGAGGUUUCAGGAUCACCUACGGAGAAAGCUAUUCUUGUUUGGGGACUCAAGCUUGGAAUGGAUUUUGGUGCUGUAAGGUCACAAUCAACCUUGGUCCAUGUUUUCCCUUUCAACUCGGAGAAGAAAAGAGGUGGUGUUGCUUUGCAAUCGGCUGAGUCACAAGUGUAUAUUCACUGGAAGGGGGCUGCUGAAAUAGUUCUAGCGUGCUGCUCAAGGUACAGUGAUGCAAGUGGUGAAGUAGUACCCAUGGAUGAAGAUAAGUCACUCUUUUUCAAGAACGCCAUUGAAGAUAUGGCUGCUCGCAGUUUGCGUUGUGUUGCCAUUGCAUACAGACCAUAUGAGGAGAAAGUUCCUGCUGAUGAGCAGCAGCUGAUGCAAUGGAAGUUACCUGAAGAUGAUCUCAUAUUGCUGGCUAUUGUUGGUAUAAAGGAUCCUUGUCGACCCGGUGUUAGAGAUGCUAUCCAACUAUGCCAAAAUGCUGGAGUUAAGGUGCGGAUGGUUACUGGUGACAAUCUUCAAACUGCUAAAGCAAUUGCGUUGGAAUGUGGGAUACUAGGCUCUGAUGCUGAUGCUGUGGAGCCUAAUCUUAUAGAAGGAAGAAUAUUUCGUGCCUACUCUGAUGAACAAAGAGAAGAAAUUGCAGAGAAGAUCUCGGUCAUGGGCCGAUCUUCACCAAAUGAUAAGCUUCUUCUUGUGCAAGCGCUAAGGAAAAGAGGGCAUGUUGUUGCCGUUACAGGGGAUGGCACAAAUGAUGCUCCUGCUUUGCAUGAGGCAGAUAUUGGCCUUUCUAUGGGUAUUCAAGGAACGGAAGUUGCCAAGGAGAGUUCAGAUAUUAUCAUUCUCGAUGACAAUUUUGCUUCAGUCGUUAAGGUUGUCCGGUGGGGAAGAUCAGUCUAUGCCAAUAUUCAAAAGUUUAUCCAGUUUCAGCUCACUGUCAAUGUUGCUGCACUUAUCAUAAAUGUUGUAGCUGCUAUUUCUUCUGGUGAUGUGCCAUUAAACGCCGUACAGCUUCUAUGGGUUAAUCUCAUCAUGGAUACUCUUGGAGCGUUGGCAUUGGCCACUGAGCCACCUACAGAUCACCUAAUGCAUAGGCCCCCAGUUGGUCGUAGGGAACCUCUGAUAACUAAUAUAAUGUGGAGGAACCUGUUGAUACAGGCAUCAUAUCAAGUAAGUGUCUUGCUGGUUCUGAACUUCCAAGGAAAAAGGUUACUGAGCUUGCAGCACGACAAUGCCGACCAUGCGAACAAAGUGAAGAACACCAUCAUAUUCAAUGCAUUUGUGCUCUGCCAAAUCUUCAACGAAUUCAAUGCAAGGAAGCCUGAUGAGAAAAACGUUUUCAGAGGGGUUACAAAAAACCGUCUUUUCAUCGGGAUAGUUGCAAUGACCCUCAUACUCCAGGUUGUCAUCAUUGAGUUCAUUGGGAAGUUCACUAAAACAGUAAAGCUGAACUGGAAGCACUGGUUACUUUCAGUUGGUAUUGCAUUCGUCAGCUGGCCGCUUGCGUUUGUUGGUAAGCUGAUUCCUGUCCCUAAAACUCCUCUGCACGAGUUCUUCACGAGGAAAUUCUAUCGACAUGGACGACAUUAA
This is a messenger RNA of Linum trigynum, 3228 nucleotides long. The record is from the annotation of a GenBank genome assembly. NCBI's taxonomy places the organism in Eukaryota, Viridiplantae, Streptophyta, Magnoliopsida, Malpighiales, Linaceae.